This is a messenger RNA of Leptidea sinapis, 7482 nucleotides long. RefSeq names its product myocyte-specific enhancer factor 2 (gene Mef2). The transcript is spliced from 9 exons. Gene Ontology annotation, biological process: positive regulation of transcription by RNA polymerase II; cell differentiation. Gene Ontology annotation, molecular function: histone deacetylase binding; DNA-binding transcription factor activity, RNA polymerase II-specific; RNA polymerase II cis-regulatory region sequence-specific DNA binding. The record is from RefSeq and is a predicted model, not a curated record. The coding region runs from base 299 to 1507 and encodes 402 amino acids. NCBI's taxonomy places the organism in Eukaryota, Metazoa, Arthropoda, Insecta, Lepidoptera, Pieridae.
CUCGGUACAAGUUGUGUCGCUGUCAGGCCCGUUCCCCGCGCCCCCCGCGUUCAUCUCGGCCGCAUUCUGUCUGUGGGUGUCGCGCUGUAUAGACUUCGCGUGUGUCGCUCAACUUAGUGCGCCGUUUGUGAGUGCUUGCUAUUCCAAUCGAGUGACAGUGUGACGAAACCAGUAGUCCAUCGCAGAGGAUGUUAACAGCUCACGAUUGCAGCUGUUGACGUAUACAGAGCCAGCCAGCCGACCGGCCGCCAUUUUUCUCUCAGCCGUUCCCUUCUAACCCUCCAAGAUUGCUGCCACCAUGGGUCGAAAGAAAAUACAAAUAUCUCGGAUUACGGAUGAACGGAAUCGGCAGGUGACGUUCAAUAAAAGAAAGUUUGGAGUAAUGAAGAAAGCCUACGAGCUCAGCGUCCUCUGUGACUGCGAGAUCGCUCUGAUAAUCUUCAGCUCCAAUAAUAAACUUUACCAGUAUGCAAGCACGGACAUGGACAAGGUACUAUUGAAAUACACUGAGUACAACGAGCCACACGAGUCGCUCACCAAUCGCAAUAUCAUCGAGGCGCUAACGAAGAAAGAGCAUAAAAAUGGAGUGAUGUCACCGGAUAGUCCUGAAGCAGAGCCUGAAUAUAACCUCACACCACGGACCGAAGCCAAGUACUCGAAGAUAGAUGAAGAAUUUCAAAUGAUGAUGCAGAGGAACCAACUGAACGGAAGCAGGGUUGGCGUUGGCGUGACUGGGAGUAACUAUAACCUGCCCGUCAGUGUUCCAGUUGGGAGCUACGACCAGUCACUGUUACAAGCUAGUCCUCAAAUGCACACCUCGAUAAGCCCACGGCCUUCGUCUUCGGAAACAGAUUCAGUAUACCCCAGCGGCGGAAUGUUGGAGAUGUCUAAUGGUUACCCUGGCUCGGGCUCCCCCCUGGGGUCUGGUUGCACAACCUCCCCGUCACCGGGACCGGCUCCCUCCCCGCACCGACAUCCGCACAAGUCGCACGGACACGCGCCGCCUCCACACCACUCGCCUCGUCAUAACAACCUGCGUGUCGUCAUACCCAACUCCAUGCCACCGCCACAAGAUGACAUCUCAUAUGCUGGAGAGACUCCACUAAGCUACUCAGGACUUGGCAACUUCGGACCACAGGACUUCAGCAUGACAUCGGACAUGGGAAUAGGACUAUCAUGGGGCGCGCACCAACUGCAGACGCUUCAGCACAACAGGUACAUUAGCAGCCUACCGGUGCUGGGUGGUGGGACCCCCCCUCCGGCCGCGUCCCCCAGCAAUGUAAAGAUCAAAGCGGAGCCGGUCUCCCCCCCACGCGCACCAGAUCACCUUCACCGCGUCUCUACCGCACCACAGCCAGCACAUAUUUCUGGCAUCAUUGAUGGUUCAAUAACGUCAAGUAAUUUAGGUUCUCCGGCAGGUCAGGACAUGCGGCAUGCCAGCAACAUCCCCAUCGACUACGAGCAGCCGCAUACCAAGAGACCCAGGAUCGAGAGCUGGGCCACAUAGCUAGGCUGCGAGGCCUUCGGACCUUACCCGAGGCCCCUUCACCCGCACUGCUAGACGGUCUUGGUUAGGCCUCAGGCCUCAUUCUGCACCAGCUCUUAUUCGAGGCUGCUCCUUUGAGCUUUCGGUUCCCUGCCGUCCCGUAAUCGCUCUUUUCCUGGUGCUGGCUUCUCCGAACGAACUUCUCUGGACGGUGCUUCAAUGGCACGGGCAAAUCAAUAAUAAUGGAAAAGGGCGUUAGUAUAAACCCUUGAGAUUCCCUUAGUUUUGAUGUUAUCAAUACCCAUGUAUACGUAACUUUUGAUGUUGGCACAUCCCGGUCCAUUUGAACUUUAGGGUUUAAUGUUAUUGAUAAGAACUAGAUACAGCUGCUUGAUUCUGCCCCUAUAAUAUGUACUGUAACGGCCUUACAAAUAUAAUUGGUAUAAAGUUAUAACUAAGCAUAAACCAAGAAUAUGUAAAAUGUUUACAAAUAGACAUUUUGCUUACGAAUGGUUUGUUCGGUUGUAUAACGUUUCCCGCGUUUAUUUGCAAGGCAGCUUGUCAUUCAGAAAACUUCAGAAUUAUCAUUGUAUUGACAGUGUUGUCAACAAUAUUGUAAACAUUUUGCAUAUUCUUUGUUUAUACUUAGUUAUAACUCUAUACCAAGUUUAUUUGUAAGGCCGUUAGAGUUCUAUUCCCUGUAAAUAAAUGUUAAAUGUGCAAUCCGUGCCAUUGUCUGUUUAGCUUAUAUAUUAAAUGUUAGUCAAAUAAAUUUAGUCAUAAUAUAAUGUAUGAUCAAACCAGCCAAGAUGAGAAGAGUGCGCCAGAGACGAUGUACAAGUGGACAAUCAAGGAGAAAGUGGACUUUGUGUUAGUGUUUUAAUGUUUUUUUUUGUGCCAUUUUAAUUAUCAUAGUGUGACAUCCGAACUUUGAAUCUUUGUAAAGUAAUCGUUAAGUGUAGUAUCAUCACAGAAGAUAAUAAGUAAUUAUGUACUAUUAACAUAUUUAUACACGAAAUGCAUAAUGAUAUUUACAUAAUAUGUAUACACGUUAGGUACGAAUGUUAUGUAAUGUAAGUAGGUAAUAAGUAAGGAUAGAUAGACUAUAUGAAUAUACCACACGAAGCUUUAAAAUUCUUAUGAUAGCACUCGCACUUGUAAAAAACACAGAAUGACACGAAUAAAAAUUAUUAAUAUUACUAUAAAAUUUACAAAGAAAAUCGAUCUCACAUUGAUCAUUGUUGCAAUUUGAACGUGCGAGAGUAAUUCAUUAGCCAGACCAAAUAAUGACGUCAAUUUUGAAUAUGUAUCAUUAUAGCUAUUACAGUACUCGAAGUACAUACCUACCCUAAGUUUAGUGGCGGUAAAGUUAGUAUAGACGCGCUUGUUAAAUACUUUCGUUAGUGUGAACUGAAAUGUUACAUAUUUACAAAUAAUAUAAGUAUGUUAUUAUAACUUUAUUCGUAAAUGUGACAAAUAUUUUUUAUAUCGCACUAUUCACAUAGAACAGCCCUAUUUUUAGACAUAACUGGUAUUGAAAUCUAUUUGAUAUGCACCAGUAAGAAAAGCUCAGUUCCGGCCAUUUGAAAACUUUUCCAUCAAUAAAUUCAAUUUCAAAUAUUUUUAUUCAAAAUACCAUGUGACAUCACCUUAUUGAAAGUCAAAAAAAAUACCACCCAUCCUCCAAUCCAAAAUGAAUGCCUCAAGCCUGAGAAGAAUGAGCGCAACAAACUCAGUGGGCUUCUUUUUUCAUGAAAAAAAAAUUCCCCUAAAAACAACUAUUCCCCUGAUUAUGACAUUCAUAGGCGUUUUAUAUAUAACCGUAAAAUAUUUAAUAAAAAAUAUAAUUCUACAUACCUUAAAUAAUAUUCCAAUUCCAAUACACUUGGUAUUUAUUAAAAUUACAUUUUGCUAUGAAAGGAUAAAAUAAAUACUAAACUAAAUUUUCGACUUAAAUAAAUAUAAAAUAAAAUAUUUUAAGCCUUUUAACAUUUCAAUUGAAAUGAUUUUCAAAUAAUGAUUAAGAAACAAAAAAUACUUCUAAUAAAUAAAAUACUUACUUUAACGGACAAGAGACGUACUAGGGAAUCAUAACAUUAUACAGUGGGGCCCCUUUGCACAGGAUGCCGGCUAGAUUAUGGGUACCACAACGUCGACUUUUUCUGGCGCGUAACAGUAAUGUGUAAGCGUUACUGUGUUUCCGUCUGAAGGUCGCCGUAGCUAGUGAAAUUACUGGGAAAAUGAUACUUAACAUCUUAUGUCUCAAGGUGACGAGUGCAAUUGUAGUGCCGCUCACAAUUUUUGGGUGUUUCACGAGCCCUGAGCGACACUACAUUGUAAUGGGCAGUGCGUAUCAAUUACCAUCAGCUGAACGUCCUGCUCUUCUCGUCCUUUACUGUCAAUUUUGCUGCAACAGAUUCCAAUUAAAAUACUACUAAAACUAAAAUGAAUAAAAAUGUGGCCGGAAUUACGCAAUUUACUUACAGAUUAUUUAUUUUGCUAUCUCCAAAUCCAAACUAUUAUCCAAUGCAACAAAAUGACAUAUUUCAUCUUCUCAAUUAGACCACUAUCACACUGUAGUUGCCUUACUCACGGUGCCUAUUUAUAAACCAUGAAAUGUUUCAUAUACAAUGUAUGCAAAUUUCACUUUCGUAUAUCCUAAGGUAGUAGAUCUAUAAAUUUUGCAUAAUAUUUUAAACAAGGAACUCGCAGUUAAUAGCUGCGAACUGUUUCUCGUCCUCGAAAGCACGUUUUACUGCGCUGGUUGUAUUGGGAUUUACAAAUAUAUAUUUAAUGUAAGAUAGCUAUUGUAAUGUUUAGCAUUGACCUGUAUAAAUACCACUAGACAGGCUAUUCCAUAAUGUUUGACAACAAAUUUUUGUGCCUGUUUGAAGCGCCACUCGCGAGCGUCCAGAGAACUAAUUUUGACGUAUAAUAUAAAUGGCUGCGAAGGAAUGUACAAGACACUGAAGUAUUUUUGCAUUUUGAAUUAAUUUCGUUCGUUUUCCAUGUUAUUUAUCAACGUAAUAAAGUACACACUUUUUUUGUAAAUAGUUUCCCACCAUCUACUGAUGUUUGCUGAGGUUAUCAUCACUAGUUUUAGCACCGCAGACUCUCGCUACAUGGCAAACAGCGCCAAAAUGGCGAAUAUCAAACAGGCAUAAAAGCACUUUGACAGCCGCCAGUCCAGUGGAAUAUAAAAGAGGUCAGUGAUUGUUUAGUCACAUUAUUCUAACGUCAAAAAUUGUUACGGCGCAGUGUUUUCUUUGUAACCACGGUAACGGAGCAGUAAGUCCGUGUACUUCUGUCUCGCUCGUAAGGUUAAUGACCGAAAAUAUUUGUGCACCACGACUAUAGUUUAUAUUCUUUAUAAUUAUCGUUUUCAUGUAUAUCUAUCUAAACCAAUUAUAUGAAUGUUGUUGUAAAUAAAAUCACUAUUUUAAUACAUGUGUAGAUGUUAAAUUUGCUACUUCAACUCACAGUAACAAAAUGGAUGUUAUCUGUACAGGGAAGUGAUGAGUUCAAAGUUUGUAAGCCUGAACUGUUUUUUCACGUUGUAUAUACACAACUAGUUAAAAUGUAUUUUAAUAUCGAUUUGUAGAGUUCCAGUGUAGGGCCGUAGUUAUAGCGUGAACUUCUGAGAUUUUGCACUCAUCCGACUGUGUUCUUUAAGAAGAGUUACUUUGUUCAUAACUACAAGGUACUAGAAACAAUAGAAUCGCAUGCCUUUCGCUAGAGGUACUUUGAAUUAAUAUUUAAUACGAUUUUGUUCAAAUAUACAUUCGUAUCGGUACUAUAAUCAAAUAAACUAUGGCAGUUUAUUUUCAGAUUCAAUUUUUUUUGUUACUUCUAUUACGUUACGUUUAAAACCAUUAUAUACAACACCAAUAUUCAAAAAUGAAAAAUUUACAGUUCUGUUCGAAGCUAUGGAGUUCAUUAUAUUAUUUUGUAAUAAUGUGAUAAGUAAAUAAUCGAUCGAAUUUCCGAGUCGUAAUUUCAAAAUACAAGUAUUGAGAGAGUACGAGAUACGAGUUAAUUCGACAUCGAGUUCACAAUCGAGUAAGUGCAAUUAUCGAGUAAGUUCACCCUCCUACUGUUUGUAUUCGUUAGUUAUUGUGAUAACAUGUCUAUGUUGAUUCUUGUAAAUUAUAAAUGUGUGUUGAUUUGAUCGUUCCUAAUUGUUCCUUUGCUGAACUUGUACGUGCAUUGUUAAAAUUUGCUCAAAUUAUAAUUGGCAGUGUUAUUCCAUACAAAAUCCAUUACUCGGCAAUACUAUUGUUUAUUAUAUAAAUUUGUGCCGAAAGCUGUUGUUAACAAUAUAAAGUGGACUGUAAUUUUUGUUUAACGAACUGAUGAAGAACAUAAUAAUUUACCUUUCUUAUAAAUCCCUUCUUUUUUAUGAGCAUCCGAACAAAUUAUUUGUAAACAUUUAAAUUAAUAUUUAAAAUAACUACCAAAAUUAUUAUUAUUAUUAUAAGAUUUCCAAAACUUUAGUUAAUAUUUUCUAUAUACAAGCACUGGUCAUAUAUACUCCAGUCGCGGACAAAACUGACCAAUUAACUUUCUGUUUCGCUCACUCAAACGCGUGACAUCUGUAUCUUGUGAGGUCAACGUCCGACAUUUUGCUUCGCCACCGGACUGUAGUAUGUUAUAAUGAUAACUAACAACAUCUCUGUCAUUAAUAUUGUACAAUAAUUAUAUCCGUCGAUUGCACUAUAAGUAGCGAUACUUCGACUUGUAUUAUAAAACAUAAGCUGGUAUUGGGAGCAUAAUUUCCGAGGUUGUGACUUACUAUCGGGAAUGAUUUCUUAUAAUAUAUCUUUUCUCGCACAACUGUGUUGUGUGUUUGUAUAAAAUUGUUUGCUUUGAUUGUUUAAUUUUUUAUCUACCUUUAUACCUUGGCAAGGGUUACAGCUGCCUAUUAUAACACGCAGGUCUAUUUUACAAACAUCGAAAAUGGAAAACUUUUAAUCUUCUAUUUCCUACCAAAUACUUCCUUUAUAGUUUUAAGUGGUGAUUAUUUUAAUGCCAUGCAAAGUAUUUCCAAUUUAAUUGUGUUUUAUAAUAGAAUUCGAUUUAUUUCGAGUUGUUUUGUUUGUGUAUAAUUAUGGUAGUAAUAUAGACCUGCCUGGUUAUCUAUGUUUAACCCUGUAGGUCAAUACUGUGAUGUAAUAGCACCCCGCUUCGUAACCAAUCAACAAUCAGUUCAUUGCAUUUAUAAAACGUAGACAUAAGUUCCUCUGGAUCAUGCCGGAUUACCAGAGGUAUUUGUUAAUACUUUCCUUUUACGUCUCGGUUUAAUCAAUCCAAAUAGUUUCUAGAACUAUAUACAUAUCCUUUACGAAUACUCAAGACAAUUUCAUGCUAUGUCGUAACAUCAGUUGUGCAAUACAUACUAUAGUAUCAUUGCUUAGAUAGUAGUUAGUAAUUACUUUUGAAUACAAAGGAAAUCUGUUGUAUUUUAUCGGUAUUUUACUGUAAAUUCUUCGAUGUUUCGUGGAUAUUACGGUUGUAUAACGCCAGUUAUCUUGAAUCCUGAGAAGGGUUAACACACUCUCUCCUCGGCACGCUAUGAUGGCAUUUUUGACAUUUUUGUGCUAAAAACAACUUCAGAAACUGAUUGUUGUUUUUUUCGGAAACGUUUUAAUUGUAAAAUUAUUUCACAUCACAAUUAAAAUUUGUCAAAACAGCCAUAAAUAUUUUUCAAAGUCAUAGUUGACCUUAGCGCGAUUUGAGGAGUGGAAGAAGUUAGCCCCUCUCAAGUGACAAGUUUUUUUGACGUGGUAUAAGUCAGUGUAUGAUUAUUUUAGGAGGCCGGGCCAAUUUUUGCAUUAUUAAGGUCACGGCUAUGUAUUGUUGUGUGGCAGACAUCUGUCAGUUUGUAUAAAUGAACCAUCUCAGUGGCUGAAUGGAUAUAUGUGUUGAUGGACAGUGUUAGAAAAUUGUUAUAAAUUAUUUUGAUGACUGUUCGAAGGAUAAUAAAGAGUUGGAUGUCA